AUGGCUCCUCCACCGCGCCUGCGCAUUUUAUCAGUCGGGAGCAAUGCCAUUUCCGCCUUCCUCGCUUGGAGACUUCAGGCAACUACCUCGUGCGAUGUGACCCUGGUCUGGAAAAACGGCUUCGAAUCGGUGGCACAGUACGGUGUGUCGUUCAAAUCCAAAUCCUUUGGCAACGAGCGUUUCAAACCUCGUCACGUCGUCCGAUCCCCCGAAGAAGCGGCCUCGCGAGAGAAUGCCUACGACUAUGUCAUCCUGUGCGUCAAGGCGUUGCCCGAUGUAUACGACCUCGCGGCUGUAAUCGAAUCCGUCGUGACCCCUCAACACACCUGCAUCCUCCUGAACACGACAAACACCAUCGGUGUCGAAUCACAUCUGGAACAACGGUUUCCGACGAAUGUCGUUCUGUCGCUGGUGUCCGGGGUGGAGGUCUCACAGAUCGGUGCCAGCGAAUUCGAGCAUCUGAAUUCGUCCGACCUCUGGGUGGGCGCAACCACCAAACAGUCGACCAUUCCGUCCUCGAUCCAGAACGAUAUGGCCGCCGCAUUGGCCAUGACCCUGGCCACCGGCCAGGUGGAAUGCAAGGUUUCCGAAAACAUCCGCCAAGAACAGUUUGAACGCAUGAUAGGACCGAUCGCUUUCUACCCAACUAGUGUAAUGUUUGAUACCCCCAAUCACUCCCAACUCCUGGAGAAGAUUGGGGUCCGUCCGUUGGUCACGGGCAUCAUCGACGAGCUGCUCCGGCUGGGCAAAGCCAACGGGUGCUCGUUUCCCGACGACUUCGCCGAAAAGGUCAUCGAGAAGAUGACGGCAAACGGCCCCCCAAGCCCCAUGUAUCAGGACUUCCAGUCCCGCCGGCCGAUGGAGGUGGAAACCUAUCUGGGCUCGCCCGUCAAAUUGGCAUUGGAGGCCGAGGUCCCCAUCCCACGCCUCGAGACGCUCUACGCCGCCCUCCACCAUGCCAAUACUACCAAUUUGACCAAGCCCCGCGCCAGUGAAUCUCCCCCGCUGGCCUUGGCCCAACCGCCCCCGCGGCUGUCGUCCGCGCCUCCCCCGAGGAUGAUGAACGGGAUGCGCCCUGGGCCUGGAGGCCGGCCCGGACCCCCGGGGAUGAUGCCGCCUAUGCGGCGCGGUCCCUCGGGUGGACCGAUGCCCAUGCCGGGCCCCAUGUCCCGACCACCCAGCACGCAACCGCCCCAGGGCAAAAUCCCCCGCGAGCCCUCCUUGGAGGGUCUGGAGGAAUUCAGCCACCUGGUCCUCUACGACGACGCCGCUGACGGUGCCUUGCCGCCCGCGAACGCGAACGGAAACGGCUUCCCGGACACGUCCCCCGGGGGCGGCCCCCCGUCCCAGGCCGAACUAGCCUUGCGGGAACGCGAACUGGCCCUCCGGCAGCGGGAGUUGCAGUUCCGGGAACAGGAGAUGAGCAUGCGCCGCGGUCCCCCCCGUCCCCGCCCCCCGCCCAGCCGAGCUGCCUUCGACGAGGAGGACGAGGACGACUUCUUCGACCCCAUGGAGGGCUUGCCGGUGCCGCAUAUUGACCCCGACAAUGUGGACAUGAUGAGCAUCACCUCGCGACGGGCGAAGAAGGGCCCCAGUGCCAGCCAGAUCCGCCGAAACCCGGAGAUGAAUAUGAACGGCGGCGGCGGCGGCGGUGGUCCUCGACCGGGAUCGUCGUUCCGGAACUACUUUGGCCGGAAGCGUGCCAGCGAUCGGAUCAUGCAGGAGAUUCCUGGUCUUCACGAUUCGCUCAUGGACAACCCGAUGAUGGCGUACUCGUCCAACCGGUACGGCGCGGUCGAUCGGAAUCAGAUGAAUGCGGGCUCGCGUGCCAACUCCCUGACAGCCAGCCGUAUGGGCGACUACCCCCCGCCCCCACAUCCGCAGAGUCGGAGAAAUAGCCACUCUCCCGCGACGCCCUUCGGUCCCCCCGGUCCGGGCCCCCGCAUGGGCCGGCCGUCGAACGGCCCCGAUGCCAAUCUGGGACCGCCCAACGGCUAUCCGCCUCGCGGUGGUCACCCGUCCCCCCCUGGACAGGUGCGCGCGCCGGUGCCCAGGUAUCCCCCGGGGCAAGGUAAUGCGGUAGGUCCGCAGCAAGUUGAACAACAUUAUGGGGUGAGCAACUCGUUUUCCGCCAAGCCCACUCCCAAGCAUAGAAGUCUGACCGGAAGUGCGAGCGCCAGCGCGGAGAGUGGUGAUAGCGGGGCCAGUGCCAACAUUGACUCCGGAAACUCGGCCCACAGCAGCCAAAUCAGUCUGGGCGCGCAGCAGGCCUCGACGCCCGUCCCUUGAAUGAUAUCGCCAUGAUCCCUUUUUCCUACUCGAUUUUUGCUCGACGAAUGAUCAUCUCAUAACAUUCCCGUUACCAUUCGUUUUUUCUUUUCCCUCCUCCCGCUCGUGUCUUGGACAAGAGAUACUUGGCAGAUGAUCGGGUUGGGCGCAUCUUCCUCUGCUGUUUCUUUUUUUUUUUUUUUUUACAUAUACACGAGAGACAUAAGGAAUAUCUUGUCGUUUCAUGCGUUCUUUUACUGUGGGGGAGUGAUCCGGCGUGUGUAUGUGUUUGUUCCCGGUUGACCCUUGAACCCUUUUCUUCUGCGAAUGUUCUAUCUAAUGGAGGACGGGCUUGUUUCGUCUGAUAAAUAUGUUUGGCUUUGCAGUUAUACCACCACGUAACCCCUCAC
Messenger RNA from Aspergillus candidus, 2678 nucleotides. Its product is annotated as ketopantoate reductase family protein. Lineage: Eukaryota; Fungi; Ascomycota; Eurotiomycetes; Eurotiales; Aspergillaceae. Gene Ontology annotation, cellular component: cytoplasm. The transcript is spliced from 5 exons. The coding region runs from base 1 to 2289 and encodes 762 amino acids. Gene Ontology annotation, molecular function: oxidoreductase activity. The record is from RefSeq and is a predicted model, not a curated record.